Messenger RNA from Capsicum annuum, 623 nucleotides. Its product is annotated as non-specific lipid-transfer protein. Gene Ontology annotation, cellular component: membrane. The record is from RefSeq and is a predicted model, not a curated record. Gene Ontology annotation, molecular function: lipid binding. The coding region runs from base 52 to 423 and encodes 123 amino acids. The transcript has 2 exons. Lineage: Eukaryota; Viridiplantae; Streptophyta; Magnoliopsida; Solanales; Solanaceae. Gene Ontology annotation, biological process: lipid transport.
AAGAACUGGACACACACAGAGACACCCAAAAAAAAAAAAAAAGUGUUAGCUAUGGCUCAUUUUCUUGUGCCUCUCUGUUUAAUCCUACUUAUAAGUAUCCAAUAUGUCUUGAGUGCUCCUUCCUGUCAAACAGUUACAUCUCAGUUAUCUCCAUGUCUCCCAUACAUCAGAAAUGACAGUGGUAAUAAGGGAGGUAACAGUCCAACAGUACCUUGUUGUACAGGAGUGAAUAACAUUUACAAACUUCAAAAAUCAAAAGGAGAUAGAGUUGUUAUCUGCAACUGUUUAAAAACGGUACUUAUUAAUCUGGGAAAUAUGGUCAUUCCCUCUCGUGUUUCUGAACUUCCUAAGAAGUGUGGCGUUUCUUACAACAUGCCUCCUAUUGAUAAAAACUACGACUGUAACAAGGUUUCUAUGUACUGAUGAUGAAAGGGGUUGUGAUUGAUAUCUAGAAAGCUGCUGGAACAUGGAUUGAUCGAUAUAAUUAUGAUUAAUAAAAUUUAAUUAGAAGUGGUUAUUGUAAAGCAAGAUCGAUUCGUUGUAAUUUGUAAACCUAACUUCAAAUAUUUGAGUACGGUUGAUUAAUGUUAAUGAAUAUAUAUAUGAUAAUUUAAAUUUGAUUA